AUGGACGAACUAAAAUACAGAGGGAAAAAAAGAGAGGGAAGACACAGGGAUACAUGGGAUCCAUUCCAGCUGAACCCAAUCGGAGCUGAGAAGGAAUCGAAGAGAAGAUGUUUUCAGCUGGCCCAGUAUCUGAUGGCUGUUAUUGUCGGGUUAGCCGUCUUGACAAGUGCUGUUGUCUCUAAGGGCUCUCUCCUGGUGUUGUCCACCAUGUCAUCUCCGACCUCCAUGCGCAGCCCAAAGGAAAAACAGUUCUACAUGCUGAUGCUAGUUUUCUGCUUGGUCUUCCCCAACUUCAUGAUGUUUGUCAAGUCGCUGUGGAAAUGUGCCUUCAAGAGCUUCGUACAGCCCAACAUGAAGACCCUGGCCUUUGUUUGUGCUAUCGAGUGUCUGGUGUCUCUGGGCACUUCAGUCCUGGUGCUCGUUGUUAUGCCUCAGUUUGAUGUGUUGACUAAUCUCUUCAUCAGUGGAGGAGUAUGCAUUGUGUCGGCCAUUCUGCAGAUUGUUUUCAGACUACAAAGAAAAACAUGGAAAAUUGUCUUCCCUAUAUGCUCCCUCAUUCUCACUGUUGCAGGUUACUGUCUCGUGGGAGUUGACUACUAUGCGCGUGUGACAUCAAAAGUGGAUCUACAGAAAUCCGACUGCUUUAUCUAUAUUGGACUUGGAAUUUUCUCUUCACUCCUCAUCUCCCUCUGCUGGUGGGAAAAUCCACUGCAAGCUACAAACCGAAUGCAGAAAAAACUGUCAGAACUGGACGGGUUCAGGGACUUUGUGUUUGUCAUCAGCAGUCUUCUGAGGAUAAUCGUGAUAGGAGGUGUAUACCUGUUUUACCAUGUGCUUAUCGAUAAGUCUAUCGUCUGGGCUGACUAUAACAUGCACGAUGAUGACUGGCAGUUACUGCAAAUAGGACUGGUGCUGUUAUUCUUACAGGCGUUCUGCUCGGCAGCCUGCCACUGGUUCGGGGUGGUGGCCUGUAAGAUUCAUGCAGUCAGGAUGAGCUUUGCGUUGCCAGUAUGUUGCGCGGGGCCUACAACCCUACUGUUGGGACUGAUACUUUUCAUAACCGAGGCACACAAAUUGGAUGGCGGAAAACAUGGGAGUAUCCAAGCGUUUUGUGAAAGCUUGGUCCACCUGAGUCAAAAGAACACAACCCCUGUGGUCAUACUCGAGAUUACCAGGAGCAUCUGUCGUACUUCUCUUAACAGCUAUUAUCUGCAAUGGCCCUUUUCAAUGCUGGCACUGGAGGGAGUGUGUAUGUGGUCAGGCUUUGUCGCAUGUACCUACUACGUGUGGAAGAUCAAGGUGCAGCGUAUCGAGAGAACCGCCCAGCUCUUUGUUCGUCGUCUCUAUGAAUCUGCUUUCAUUGACCUGUCUCUGCUACUCAACACUAAGAUGAAGGUGCCGCGAGCCCGAAACGAGGAGAGCCAUGAUGACAUUCAGGAAUGCGUGAUCUAUCUUUGUGCCACCAUGUGGCAUGAGACCUACGAUGAAAUGCUCAAGAUUCUCACCUCCAUGUUCAGGUUGGACCGCUAUCGAGGCGAUCCAAAGGAGGAACACAAUGACUGUUUCGACUUUGAGUGUCACAUUUAUGUGGAUGAUGCCUUCAUGACUGAGGACGACACGAAGAAGAGGCUGGUUAAUAGUUAUGUUGAUGACUUGAUCAAUGUUGUCAUAGAGGUUUAUAGGGUGUUUACCAACAAAGAGCCAGACGACGUGUCGAUCAUUGAGACUCCCUACGGAGGCAGGCUGAUGUUUGUAAUGCCUGAAGGCAACAUGCUUUAUGUUCACCUAAAAGACAAAGUAAAGAUCAGGAACAAGAAGAGAUGGUCCCAGAUCAUGUAUAUGUAUUAUCUACUCGGGUGGAAGGGUUACAUUGUCAAGAACCCUCAGAAGAUCCCACGUCAGAAUAACCUAUGCAGAGCCAGUCUGAUCUCUUUAGAUGGGGAAAGUUACCUGUUGCCUCAGUAUGACAACGACUACAAGAGGAAAUUAAUCUCAGAUGACCACACUUAUAUCCUGGCUCUAGACGGAGACACUGACUUCCAACCCAAAGCUGUGAUUCUGCUUAUAGACAGGUUGAGAAUGUAUGAAAAUGUUGGUGCAGCAUGUGGUAGAAUCCAUCCUACCGGUAUGGGUCCCAUGGUGUGGUACCAGAAGUUUGAGUAUGCCGUUGGCCACUGGCUUCAGAAGACAGCAGAGCAUGUGUUCGGCUGUGUGCUGUGCAGUCCGGGGUGCUUCAGUCUGUUUAGAGGGUCGGCUUUGAUGGACGACAAUAUCUUAAAGAGAUACACAACAACUGCGACAAGAGCUGCAGAAUAUGUGCAAUAUGACCAAGGGGAGGAUCGUUGGCUGUGUACUCUGUUACUGCAGCAGGGAUGGCGCGUCGAAUACAAUGCUGCAUCAGAUGCAUACACCAACUCUCCACAGGAGUUCAAGGAGUUUUACAACCAGAGGAGACGAUGGGGACCAUCAACACUGGCUAACACACUGGACCUUCUGCACAGUGGUGGAGAGACGGUGAAGAAGAACUCCUCAAUCUCCAGGCUUUACAUUUUCUACCAGAUGUUUGCAGUCGGUUCCUCGAUCCUUGGUCCAGCAUCAGUGACUCUCAUGAUAGCAGGUGCCUUCCAGUUUGUCUUCAAAAUCGAAGGGACACUUUCCAUCCUCAUCGCCAGCCUUCCCCCUGUGUUCUACGUCAUUGUCUGUUUUGUAGCCAAGUCUAAUAAUCAAAUAACCAUAGCUGCCAUUAUGAGUGUGUUCUAUGCGUUCCUCAUGACCGCAUCCCUCUUCUCCAUCAUCGGUGACAUAGUGAUUCAGGGCACCUUCCUGACCCCUACUGGUGUGUUUUUGGUUUCUAUGACAAUCAUGUACUUGGUGACAGCCCUACUUCACCCAGAGGAGUUUGUGAUGAUUGUCUAUGGUCUGAUGUACUUCAUCUGUAUUCCAAGUGGAUAUCUCCUACUGACCAUCUACUCACUGGUUAACAUGCACGUUGUAACCUGGGGCACAAGAGAAACCACUAAGAAAGAAGACGUGAAGAAGAACACAAAUAUUAUGUGUGACAGAAGCUGUACAAUCUGCUGUUGGGACAUGAAGUGUCAGGUAACACAGGAAAGCGAGAAUCUGAUGCUUCAACAAAUCACUGGCCAGAAGGCACAGCCUGCCCCAAACUCUCUGCUGACCAACCUGCAAUCAACUCAACAAGGGACUGUAAACCUGGAGCUUCAAGUCAAACCUGAAACCACCAUGGAAGAAUUUUUCGGAAGAGCUCAGUCCCCUCCCAGAGACAAACACAACAAGACAAACAGGGACAAAGACGAUGACACUGAUUCCAGUAGCAGUGAUGACAGCUUUGAAAAAAAGACCCUAUCAAUGAGUGCAUCAAUGAGUGCAAUCGAUGAAGAUGAGGAUUUCAUACUGACUGGUAACCAAGAAGAAACAGAGGAGCUCCCUGUUAGUGACUGGGUGACGCCGGUGAAAGCAGAGUUCUUGAAGAAGCUGACUUACGCUAACAUGAGAAGGAAUCUACAAGCACAAAUACGAUACACACUUCGCAACAAAAAUCAGGAUGACCUGUGCGAGGAGUUGGUCUUGAUGUUGACAGAUACUCUCAAUGUAGAGCUAAGUCAUGUAGGGCCUGAAGAUGUUCUGACAACAAGCCAGCUGGAGGAGUUACAAUAUGCACUGACAGAGCGGGCUCGGCGUAUCAUUAAGACCAGUCAAUUGAACAGACUGGAGAAGAGAGUGAUGAGAGCCAUUGAGAAAACACUCAUCGCCCCGCAGGUGCAGAAACUAGAUGAGGGUGAGGAAGACUUCUGGAACAAAUUAAUCGAGCGCUACCUAAAGCCUAUCGUUGACAUCAAAGCACAUCAAGACGAGGUGACCAGAGAGCUGAAGUCCCUGCGCAACAAGGCUGUCUUCCUGUAUUUCAUCAUCAACGUGCUGUGGGUGGUAGCUACCUUCUUCCUGCAGGCCAUUGGAAAUGACGUCAUCAGCAUCAAGAUCCCUAAAUACUAUCCAAAUGGAACUGAAGCUGACGAACCCCUCAAGGUGGAGCCGCUCAGUUUGAUGUUCCUGUUGUCUUUUGCUGUUCUGCUCAUUAUGCAGUUCCUGGCUAUGUUAUAUCACAGGGUCUACACUCUGAUCCACGUAGUGUCCUAUCGCAGCACAGAGAAAGACUACAAAGAGAGAAAUGAUGAGGUCGAUGACGAUGUCCUCAUUAUGGAGAACCACAGUGCAAAUGGACUCGUCCUUACCAGUGACGACCUGUGA
Limanda limanda (common dab) is the source of this 4269-nucleotide messenger RNA. It is a transcript of the gene chs1, whose product is annotated as chitin synthase 1. Lineage: Eukaryota; Metazoa; Chordata; Actinopteri; Pleuronectiformes; Pleuronectidae. Gene Ontology annotation, molecular function: chitin synthase activity. The record is from RefSeq and is a predicted model, not a curated record. Gene Ontology annotation, cellular component: cell septum; cell periphery. Bases 1 to 4269 code for a protein of 1422 amino acids. The transcript is spliced from 34 exons.